GGUAUGCGUAUUUAAUGGACACAACAGGGAAAGAGCAAUUGACUACUAGAGAAUGUGAAGAUCUGGAUUUCACAGGCCUUGCUUUGUGUUCUGAGUGCAAUUCUCUUGUUGAGUAUGUCAAAGACCAAGGUAAUAAGAUCAAUCAAGGGAUGACACAAGGGAUGCUUGGAUGUGGAUGGGAGAACCUCGUGGACUCUUCUCAAUUAAAUCGGCGUGCCGGAGUGUCAAAGGUAUCACACAUACUACCCCAGCGGAUGCAAAAUGGAAGUGUUUAUGGACAUCCAAAAUCCAUCCUCGUCUUAAACUCAUUUGGUGGCAGCUUGAGAGGGAUGCAUUCCCAACAAGAGGUAAGAUAGCUCAAUUUAUGGAACUGAAUGAUGUGUACUGUCCUAUAUGUGGGGAGGAUGUCGAGACAAUUUUCCAUCUGCUAUGGAAAUACAAUUUGGCUAAAGCCAUAUGGUUCAACUCACCUAUGGGGCUUCGGGCUGAAUUGGUUGAUGUGAACUGUUGGGAACAUUGGAAGAAUUGGUUCAAGGAGGACUUCAAUAGACCCCCAAAUCUCACUUUCCAAGAGAUUUUGAUCACUGCUCUAUGUGUGGCGGAAACUGUGUGGUCUGAACGAAAUUCUAUUGUGCAUUCUCAAUUGAGAUGCCCGCCUCAGAAGGUGUUACUGAAUGUUAACAAUAAAGUUAGAGAUCAUCUGAAGGUGGCUUGCAAUGAGGUGACGGAAUUCUGUGAAUGGCGCCCCCCACCCGACUUGUGGCUAUGCUGCAAUUGUGAUAUUUCUGUGGACGAGGACGGUGUGGUUCUUGCAACGGUGGUUCGAGAUGACAAAGGCAACAUUGUCAACAUCAAAACUGAGAGAAGCCUCUCCACUGACCUGCUGAUUGGGGAAGGGCUUGCAGUCUGCAUGGCGGCCGAGUUAAUGCAUAAGAUGAGGGUCAAGAAUGUGAUCUUUCAGAGUGACAACAUGGAGGUAGCCACAGAUCUUUCCAUGGAAUCAAGGAAGGAUAUCAACUUCAAACUCACGGAUAUACGAAAGCGCUUCCAUCAGGUGUGCUCACAGUUGACUGGGUGGGGCAUUGGUCAUGUGAAUUGAAGGUGUAAUUAUAUGGCACACAACGUUGCUGCUUGGGCGAGGGAGACAAGGAAAAUAGGCUUAACAACGCCUACGGAUAUGGACCCUACUGUGCUUUCAGAUUACAUCGAAUGGAGGAAGCACGCUGGCUAAUCUGCUGCUUCUCAUCUUCCUAAUUAUGAUUUACUUCUGUAGUUUUAUUUUUGUUUGCUCUAUGUUUGGAUGCUCUUGCUGGUUUUUUUGUUGUCUUUUUUCUUGUAGCUUUACUUUCGGCAGUUUGUACUGGUUUAAACCUUGAUUUUUUUGUUUAAUUGAUUUGCUUUGAGGGUGUUCACACCCUCUCUUUCAUCAAAAAAAAAAAAAGUAUAUAUAACUUGCGAGCUCGGAUUAUAAGAAGCAUGGAGAUAUUGCAGAUUCUUAAUUGCUUCUUAAGCUAGUGUUCUCAUUAGCAUAGAGACUUGUGUAACUUAUGUCCAAUAUUUUGCAUAUUUCUAAAAACGUCAAAUUUAAUUGCAAAACUGGUAGCAAAAUGUCUGAAGUGUUGCAUGGAGGAUUCUAAUGAUUCUUCCAGCAAGGUAUGAAUGAUGAUCUUUGGGUUGCUUUCAUUGAUAGUUUAGUUUUGGAAUAAUUUGUUUUUUUUUUUUUUUUGUUUUUCUCUGUGAAAGUAGGUCUCUUUCUAAAUACUUUGAUGGUAUUUUGUGUUUAAUCAUUUGCUUAACUAUCUAAUCUUUGAUGCUCUCUAAUUUGAUUUAUUUAUUUGAUUUAACUAGUUUUUGUUUGUGAGUUUUUAUCUUAGUUGCUUUAUGUAAUCAGUUUUUUUUGUCUUAAAUUUUUAACUAGUUGAUAAAUAUAACCGGUUUCUUUAUAUUAUAUUUGAGUUAUAAUGUGUUAUUAUUUGUAUUUAUUUAUUUUGUUAUGAACCUAAUUCUUUUUAUAUUUAUGACUCAAUAUUUUUUGGAAUUGAUCCCCACUUUUUUCUUUUAAAAAAUUAUAACGGGUUUUAUGAAGUACUAUGUGUUCUGAGGUAUUUUGUUGUGGAAUUAAUUUUGUUUUUAAUUUAUAUUUCAGUAUUUUAGGAACUGAUUUUCACUUUAAUUUUAUAUAACCGGUUCUAUUUUAAUUAUAAUCGGUUUGAGUUAUUCUGUAUUAUUUGUUUUAAUUCCUUUUGUUGUGGAACCUGCAUUAGUUUAUGUAAGUAGUUUUGUAUUAGUAGUUUAGUUUAUAAUCGAUUUUUUGAGCUAUUGUGUAUUAUUUAUUUUUAGUUAUGUUGAGUGGAACCAGUCUUAUUUUAAUUUAUGUCUCAGUUAGUUUUUGAUUUAGUCAUUUCAAAAAAUAAUUCUUGAAUUAUUUAUUUCAAAAACUAGUUUUUAAUUUAAUUAUUUUAGGAACCGAUUUUUUAUUUAGUUAAUUCAAGAAACUGGUUUUUGAUUUAUUUAUUUUAUUUAACUGAUUUUUGUGCGUGAGUUUUUAUCUUAGUUGCUUUACGGAAUCAAUUUUUUAUUUGUUCCAAAUUUUUAACUAGUUGAUGAAUAUAACCGGUUUCUUUAUAUUAUGUUUGAGUUAUUGUGUGUUAUUAUUUGUGUUUGUUUAUUUUGUUAUGGAACCGGUUCUUUUCAUACUUAUGCAGAAUUUAUCCCCAGUUAUUUUUUUUUUUUAAAAAAAUUAUAAUCGGUUUUAUGAGGUAUUUUAUUGUGGAAUUAGUUUUGUUUUUAAUUUAUGUUUUGAUAUUUUAAGAACUGAUUUUAUCUUUGUCUUUUAAUUGUAAUUGGUUUGAGUUAUUGUGUGUUACUUGUUUGUAUUCAUUAUGUUAUAUAACAGGUUCUAUUUUAGGUAUAAUCGGUUUUGAGUUAUUUCGUAUUAUUGAUUUUUAUUCAUUAUAACACUGUUAUACAACCGAUUCUAUUUUAAUUAUAACUGGUUUAAAUUAUUUUGUGUUGUUUGUUUUUAUUCAUUAUGUUACAGAACCGAUUAUAUUUUAAUUAAAACCGGUUUGAGUUAUUUUGUGUUAUUUAUUUUUUUUCAUUAUGUUAUAGAAUCGGCUCUAUUUUUAUUAUAUCCGAGACAUUUGAUCCCCACUUUUU
Messenger RNA from Cannabis sativa, 3159 nucleotides. RefSeq lists its product as uncharacterized. NCBI's taxonomy places the organism in Eukaryota, Viridiplantae, Streptophyta, Magnoliopsida, Rosales, Cannabaceae. The coding region runs from base 170 to 1099 and encodes 309 amino acids. The transcript has 2 exons. The record is from RefSeq and is a predicted model, not a curated record. Gene Ontology annotation, molecular function: RNA-DNA hybrid ribonuclease activity; nucleic acid binding.